Messenger RNA from Gadus chalcogrammus (walleye pollock), 1097 nucleotides. Its product is annotated as cAMP-dependent protein kinase type I-beta regulatory subunit-like. The transcript has 6 exons. The record is from RefSeq and is a predicted model, not a curated record. Bases 221 to 805 code for a protein of 194 amino acids. NCBI's taxonomy places the organism in Eukaryota, Metazoa, Chordata, Actinopteri, Gadiformes, Gadidae.
AAACACACUAUUGCGGUUGGUGUUGCUUCUUUGCGGUUCCAAGUGAUGAGACUGACGUCAUGCGGACCGACGCAGCGCACCGAGGAGCAGAGGAAGACGCAGCGGCAGCAGCAGCAUCCCCGCUAAAGGCUUGACGUAGGGCAGCCCCGUCUCAACCAGCAACCUAGCACCAGCAGUGGCUUCCGUGAGCAUCCUCUGAAAACACGUGAUAAAAGAUAAGAUGGCCACCUCCUCAAACUUGGACGAAGACGAGAGCUUGAAAGGCUGUGAGGUCUUUGUGCAGAGGCAUAACAUCCAGCAGAUCCUCAAAGAGUGCAUUGUGAACCUGUGCAUCGCCAAACCCGAGCGGCCUAUGAAGUUCCUUCGGGAGCACUUUGAAAAGCUGGAGAAGGAAGAAUGCAAGCAGAUCCUGGCGCGCCAGAAGUCCAACAGCCAGUCGGACUCCCAUGAUGACGAGGUGUCCCCCCCGCCCCCCAACCCCGUGGUGAAGGCCCGGCGCCGCAGGGGCGGAGUCAGCGCCGAGGUGUACACCGAGGAGGACGCCGUCAGCUACGUGCGCAAGGUGAUCCCCAAGGACUACAAGACCAUGACCGCCUUGGCCAAGGCCAUCUCCAAGAACGUGCUGUUCGCUCACCUGGACGACAACGAGAGAAGUGACAUAUUCGAUGCCAUGUUCCCCGUCACCCACAUCGGAGGGGAAACAGUCAUCCAACAAGGCGAUGAAGGGGACAACUUCUACGUGAUUGACCAAGGAGAAGUGGAUGUAAGUAGCCCACACAGUGAGACGCAACACCCACCCGUUUAAUUCAUGCACCCAGAUUCCCCUGCAGGUUUCCAAUGGGUUCUGCUGAAUUCAUGUGUCAUUUUCCCAGGCUAUAAACUGACAAAAUUAAUGAAUACAUACAAUGGAAGGAAUUGCAUCAAUUGGCCAAGAUUCGUUAUGAUUGCUUAUGUUUCGUCUUGAUCUUUGGAAAUCGUUCUGAUUUGACCGUAUUCAUUUGUUGGUCGUCAGAAUUGAGACGGUAGUCUUAGGAAGUGCUAUUUCUAACAUGCAUAUAAAUACUUGAUAUUUGGCUCCUUUCAUCCAACCUUCGAAG